This is a messenger RNA of Melanotaenia boesemani (Boeseman's rainbowfish), 1806 nucleotides long. RefSeq names its product myeloid leukemia factor 1 (gene mlf1). Gene Ontology annotation, cellular component: nucleus; cytoplasm. NCBI's taxonomy places the organism in Eukaryota, Metazoa, Chordata, Actinopteri, Atheriniformes, Melanotaeniidae. Gene Ontology annotation, biological process: regulation of DNA-templated transcription. The record is from RefSeq and is a predicted model, not a curated record. The transcript is spliced from 8 exons. The coding region runs from base 157 to 960 and encodes 267 amino acids.
CGUGACCGGUGUCAGAGUGACUUUGGUUCUAAAUCACUCAGUGCUACCUCCGCUGAACGGAGAAGCAGAGUUGAGUGGUGGCUAAGGAGGACUUUAUUUGGAAAUCUUAACGUUUUUGUCUUUUUUUUUCUUCUUACAACUGAAAAAUAAUUUGAUAUGUUCAACAGUCAAAUCAGGGAGUUUGAAGAAGAUCCCUUUUUCUCGGAUCCAUUUCGUGCUCACAGGGAGCACAUGCGGCACAUGAUGCGCAGCUUUUCUGAACCGUUUGGUGCUCCUUUAAUACCCAGCAUAACAGAUGAGAGAAACCGUGGACCCAACAUGGCAGGGCAUCCUAGGUCAUCCUUGGCACUGAGAAACGAGCACAGGGACAUGAGCCGGUCAUUGUUGCCCUUCGGCGGUACUAACAAUACGAUGAUGGAGAACCCUUUUAGUAUGUUUGACAACAUGAUGGUCAACAUGAGAAACAGGAUGGAGGACAUGCACAGAAACUUUGGGAACAUGCCCAAAGAUGCAAACACCCACUCGUUCAGCUCCUCGUCAGUAAUGACAUAUUCAAAGGCUGGAAAUGAGCCGCCGAAGGUCUAUCAGGCAACUUCGUCGACUAUUCGUGCUCCUGGAGGGAUUAAGGAGACCCGUCAAGCAGUGAAAGACUCUGAGAGUGGUCUUCAUGAGAUGAAAAUUGGACAUCACAUCCAGGACAGAGGACAUGUUGUUGAGAAGAAAUACAACAACAAAACUGGGGAGAAGGAGUUCAACCAGGACUUUCAGAAUAUGGAUGAAGCUGAAGCACAAUCUUUUGAUGAUGAGUGGCAGGAGAAGGUAUCCCAGUUUAAGCCAUCAUACCCCAUCUCUCGCCUCAGGGAACCUCAGCCCCGUGCUGCUCACAGAGCAGCCAUCACCGGUCCUGAGCAUACCCACAGAAACCAACAAAAAAAAGGCUGGAGGUCAAGACAAAACUGAAGGUCCAGACAAGACAAAGCAGUAGAAAAAUCAGUCAGUGUACUCAUUAAAGCCUUUUCAAGCAUUUUACAGCUCAACGCAGUGCUUCCCACAUACAAAGACACAGCACAGUGAAACUUGCCCAGAUUUUCUAAAUUAGACUGUUAAUGCGGUGUUAUACUGUAUAUUUUGGCCAACUGCAUAUAUUUUCUAAAGCAUGAUGCAGUUUGAAUAGCAGCAUCGAACACUCACUGAGUGUCUGCUGAACACAUAAAACGUUGAAUCAGUGUUUGUAAGAAUAACAAGCCAGUGCAAAUGAUUAUCUUUAAACCUCAGUGGUAUUAAUUUUACAGACUAGCUGACAAUGUAAAAUCUGUCAUAUCUUCCAUGAAAGUUACAGAACAUGCAAAAACAUUAAUAUGAAACUUGAUAGGACAGUAUAACCUGUCAUCAUUCAGGGUUCUUAUUCUUUCACACAUACCAAAAAGGGGUCAUAAAUAUUUCUUUGGAUGUUACACAUUCAACACCCAAAUUAAUAAUAUAAUCAUAUCAUACUCUGCUUUUAUUAUUAUAUAAAACAGAAUUAUGUAACAUAUAUCUUUUCUGUUGCAUUAUGUUUAGGACCAGAUGUUCUUGUUGUGUUUUAUCUCAUGUAAUCUUUGUAAAAAGACACUCUUACCCUUCCCUUUUUAUAUUGUUACUUUGGUUUCCUUUUCCAGCUCUUUAAGUCUGUGCUACACAGCACGGACUCUAGACAACAUACAGAUUUUGCUGAAACAAAUUAAGUUUUCUUAUAUAGUUUUACAUUAUUAAAAGUAAGGUGUGACAGCAUAAGCUGUUGUCUGAAAAUAAAAUAUUAAAAAUCAA